AUGGAUCACUCUGAGCAUGCUCUAAACCAUACAGUUCCUAACCAAACCACAGUAAAAACCAACUCCUCUAUGUCUUUGUACUUUGAGUCCUGUCAGCUGACUUCUCCAGCUUUAUUUAUUUUACUCACUGCCUACAUCAUAGUCAUAUUCGUAGGCCUUUUUGGAAACCUCUCACUCAUCAUCAUCAUUAUCAAAAAGCAGAGAGAAGCUAAAAAUGUCACCAACAUCCUAAUUGCCAACCUCUCCUUGUCUGACAUCCUGAUGUGUAUCAUGUGCAUCCCUUUUACAGUUGUCUAUACACUGAUGGAUUACUGGAUAUUUGGAAACGUCAUGUGUAAACUGACUUCCUAUGCACAGAGUGUCUCCAUCACUGUUUCCAUAUUUUCAUUGGUCUUAAUUGCUGUUGAAAGGUACCAGUUAAUUGUGAACCCCCGUGGCUGGAAACCCAACAUGUCUCAUGCCUAUUGGGCCAUCCUAGUGAUUUGGCUGUUUUCACUCCUGCUGUCGGUUCCCUUCUUCCUGUCCUACCACCUCACUGAUGAACCCUUUCUCAAUCUCUCCCUCCCCAAUGACCUCCACAUCCACCAGAUGGCCUGUGUGGAAGGCUGGUCCUCUAAAGUGAACCAGCUCCUCUUCACCACUUCCCUGCUCAUGCUCCAGUACUGCAUCCCCCUAGGUUUCAUCUUCAUCUGCUAUCUGAGGAUCCUCAUAUGCCUCCGUCGUCGGAGGAAUGGGAAGGUGGAAAGGAUGAGAGAGCAUGAAAGUAAGAGGAUAAACAUCGUGUUGAUCUCCAUUGUGGUGACCUUCGGGGCCUGCUGGCUACCCCUAAACAUCUUCAAUGCCAUCUUUGAUUGGUACCAUGAAGCCCUGAUGAGCUGCCACCACAACCUGGUAUUUGUGGUCUGCCACCUGGUUGCCAUGACCUCCACAUGUGUCAACCCUCUUUUUUAUGGCUUCCUCAACAAGAAUUUCCAGAAAGAUCUGUUAGUGUUCAUCCACCACUGCCGAUGCUUUGCACCUCGAGAGAAAUACAAAAAUAUUGCCAUUUCUACCAUGUACACAGAUGAAUCCAAAGAAUUUUUAAAAUUAGCUCCUAUCCCAGCAGCAGUCUAA
Messenger RNA from Dromiciops gliroides (monito del monte), 1113 nucleotides. RefSeq names its product neuropeptide Y receptor type 6-like. Gene Ontology annotation, biological process: G protein-coupled receptor signaling pathway. The coding region runs from base 1 to 1113 and encodes 370 amino acids. Gene Ontology annotation, cellular component: plasma membrane; neuron projection. The record is from RefSeq and is a predicted model, not a curated record. Gene Ontology annotation, molecular function: neuropeptide Y receptor activity; neuropeptide binding. Lineage: Eukaryota; Metazoa; Chordata; Mammalia; Microbiotheria; Microbiotheriidae. The transcript has a single exon.